This is a messenger RNA of Centropristis striata (black sea bass), 1614 nucleotides long. It is a transcript of the gene cpa4, whose product is annotated as carboxypeptidase A4. Gene Ontology annotation, biological process: proteolysis. The transcript has 11 exons. Gene Ontology annotation, molecular function: zinc ion binding; metallocarboxypeptidase activity. NCBI's taxonomy places the organism in Eukaryota, Metazoa, Chordata, Actinopteri, Perciformes, Serranidae. The coding region runs from base 266 to 1525 and encodes 419 amino acids. The record is from RefSeq and is a predicted model, not a curated record.
AUCUGAAUACUUCCUUCUUCUUUUACUGUAAACAUGUUUAUUAAAGUGAGCAAAGAUUGGGGGGGAAACGUCCGACUUUGUGCAGCUGAGCUCUGCACGGAUCCAACAGCCUCAUCAGCAACUUUCUCCCUCAGAAUAACUUUUUGUUCCAGACGUGUGAUAACAGCAGAGUGGUGUAACUGUGAGAACGGAGCACCUGUCAGCUGACGACCAUAAGAGAGCAGACAACCUGAAGUCUGACACUUUCUGCAGUCACACAGACGAGAUGAGAGGAACGUGGCUGCUGCUGGUGCUCGUGGCUGCGGCCUCGGCCGAGAGGCUCUUCAUCGGAGAUCAGGUCCUCAGAGUCAACGUUGAGUCUGAGGAGCAGAUCAAACUCCUGCAGGAGCUGGAGACACAGGAGGAGUGGGAGCUGGACUUCUGGCUCAGUCCCGUCUCCUCUGAGCUCCCCGUGGACAUCAGGGUGCCUCGCUCCGCUGUGAGCGCUGUGACCGAGUUCCUCAGGACUCAUAACAUCCCCUACUCCGUCCUCAUCAACGACCUGCAGGAGCUGCUGGAUGAGGAGAAGACGGAGAUGUUCGAGAACCAGAUGAUGGAGCGCAGCAGCCGGAGCUUCAACUUUGGAGCUUACCACCGUCUGGAGACUAUCUACAGCUGGAUGGACACUCUGGUGGCUCAGUACCCUAAACUGGUCACCAAGAUGGAGAUCGGCAGAUCUUAUGAGAACAGACCGAUGUACGUCCUCAAGUUCAGCACCGGAGGAAACAAGCGUCCCGCCGUCUGGAUGGACACGGGGAUCCACUCCAGAGAGUGGGUGUCCCAGGCCACCGGAGUCUGGACCGCCAACAAGAUCGCCUCUGAUUUUGGCACCGACGCCUCCCUGACCUCCCUGCUGAACACCAUGGACAUCUACAUGCUGCUGCUGGCCAACCCUGACGGAUACGCCUACACUCAUUCCAACGACCGUAUGUGGCGUAAGACUCGCUCCAAGAACUCCGGCUCUGUGUGCCGUGGAGUCGAUCCCAACAGGAACUGGGACGCCGGCUUUGGUGGCCCCGGAGCCAGCAGGAACCCCUGCUCCGACUCCUACCACGGCCCGUCGGCUCACUCUGAGAUCGAGGUGAAGAAUGUGGUGAACCUCAUCAAGAACCACGGAAACUUCAAGUCCUUCAUCUCCGUCCACGCCUACUCCCAGCUGCUCAUGUACCCCUACGGCUACAACUGCAAGGACGUGUCCCUUCAGCCCGAGCUGCACUCUGUUGGCAAAGCAGCUGUGCAGAAACUCACCUCCCUUUACGGCACCCAGUACAAGGUUGGAAGCAUCUGCAAGAUCAUCUACCAAGCCAGCGGCGGCAGCAUCGACUGGUCCUACAACGUCGGCAUCAAGUACUCGUACGCCUUCGAGCUGAGAGACACCGGACGCUACGGUUUCAUUUUGCCCGCCAACCAGAUCAUCCCCACCGCCACCGAGACCUGGCUGGCUCUGAAGCACAUCAUGGAGUACGUCCGGGACCAUCCUUAUUGAUCCUGUAAUCUGUGACAUAAACAGACAGGACAAAUUAAUCAUCUCUCUGUCCUGAUGUGCAAUAUUUACCAAUAAAGUCAUGAAUACUU